Aedes albopictus (Asian tiger mosquito) is the source of this 1652-nucleotide messenger RNA. RefSeq lists its product as uncharacterized. The record is from RefSeq and is a predicted model, not a curated record. Bases 153 to 974 code for a protein of 273 amino acids. NCBI's taxonomy places the organism in Eukaryota, Metazoa, Arthropoda, Insecta, Diptera, Culicidae. The transcript has 2 exons.
GUUUCAUCGACGGCCGGUCGCCAACGGACCAGAUCUUUACCGUACGGCAAAUCCUCCAGAAAUGCCGUGAAUACCAGGUCCCAACGCACCACCUGUUCAUCGACUUCAAAGCGGCAUACGACAGUAUCGACUGCACAGAGCUAUGGAAAAUCAUGGACGAGAACAGCUCUCCCGGGAAGCUUACCAGACUGAUAAGAGCAACGAUGGGCGGUGUGCAGAACAGUUCAUUCGAAUCUCGACGUGGACUACGACAAGGUGAUGGACUUUCCUGCCUACUAUUCAACAUCGCCCUGGAAGAUGUUAUGCGACGAGCCGGGCUCAACAGCCGGGGUACGAUCUUCACGAAAUCCGGCCAAUUUGUCUGUUUUGCGGAUGACAUGGAUAUUAUUGCUAGAACAUUUGGAACGGUGGCAGAACUGUACACCCGCCUGAAACGCGAAGCAGCAAAAGUCGGACUGGUGGUGAAUGCGGCUAAGACAAAGUACAUGCUGGUAGGUGGGACUGAGCGAGACAGGACAAGCCUUGGCAGCAAUGUUACGAUAGACGGGGAUACUUUCGAGGUGGUAGAAGAAUUCGUCUACCUCGGUUCCUUGCUAACGGCUGACAAUAACGUGAGCCGUGAAAUACGAAGGCGCAUCAUCAGUGGAAGUCGUGCCUACUAUGGACUCCAGAAGAAACUGCGGUCAAAAAAGAUUCACCCCCGCACCAAAUGUAUCAUGUACAAGACGUUAAUAAGACCGGUGGUUGCUCGAGGAGGACCUGCAAGCACUCGGAGUUUUCGAGCGACGGGUGCUAAGGACGAUCUUCGGCGGCGUGCAGGAGAACGGUGUGUGGCGGAGAAGGAUGAACCACGAGCUCGCUGCACUUUACGGCGAACCCAGCAUCCAGAAAGUGGCCAAAGCCGGAAGGAUACGAUGGGCAGGGCAUGUUGUAAGAAUGCCGGACAACAACCCUGCAAAGUUGGUGUUUGCUAACCAUCCGGUUGGUACAAGAAGGCGUGGAGCGCAGAGAGCACGAUGGGCGGACCAGGUGGAGCGUGAUCUGGCGAGUGUUGGGCGUGACCGACGUUGGAGAGCUGCAGCUGCAAAUCGAGUAUUAUGGCGGCAAAUUGUUGAUUCAGUAUUAUCAUGAAUUUGAUGUUAACUAAAUAAAUGAAUGUGACCCAUCUUGCCCCGCACUUUUUUCACGGCGCAAAAUCGAUCACUUUUUAAAAUUGCUUGUUUAACAUCAUAUUUUGUAUUUAAUGAACUUUUUAUCGACUUUUAGAAUAGCUAACUAGUGUACUAAAGAGUAGCGGAUGAAUACAAACCAAUACAAUUUGUAUUUACAAAGUUAUGGUGAUCCAUCCUUAAGUGACCCAUCUUGCCCCGCCCCACCCUACCAUCAAAAGCUGAAACGCCAUUCUCUUUCUUUAUCACUCCUACACCUCUACACAAAUUAAAGAAAAAUCUUUAGACGAAAUUUUGAGUUACGCCCUUUUAAAGGGCAUAACCCCUAAAAAAUCAGGGUUUCCAUAGAAUACCAUCAUAUUUCAUAACAGAAGCAUGCCUUGAAGUCCCAAAUAAUAAAAAGUAUCAUAAAUAAUGCUACAAGUUGAUACUAUGCGCUAAUAUUGACUGCAUUUUGUAUCAAAAUUGGUCAUUACGCUAAUA